This is a messenger RNA of Fusarium sp. VM40, 3546 nucleotides long. The record is from the annotation of a GenBank genome assembly. NCBI's taxonomy places the organism in Eukaryota, Fungi, Ascomycota, Sordariomycetes, Hypocreales, Nectriaceae.
AUGCGUUUCUCACUAUUGCUCAGCGUCUUAGGCGCUGCAGCUGUCGAGAUUCCAGCUCAAAAUAAUGGGAAUGGUCUGCACCGGAGGAGUGAAUCAGUAACUCUUCAGCCUGCUCCUGUCGCUACUCAGGCGCAAGAUGGUUACAUCGCCAACUCCCCUGAGCCUCAGACGUAUGCUGCCAACGACCCAGAAACAACGGUAGCACCAGUACCGCAAGCUGUCUCCUCUGGACCAGCUGAGAAGGAUAAUACUGAUAUUCCAUCGCCUGCCACAACGGCCGAGGCCCCUGGAACCAGCGCAAACAUGGUCUUUGAUAUCAAGUGCGGCUGUAAUGUGCCCGUGACAACUGUUGUGACCAUUACAGGAGAAUAUCCUGGAAGCUCUCCGCCAGUGGUUCUUCCGCCCAGUACCGAGCCUGUCCCUGGACCUCCAGUUAUCACAGCUUCCUACACGGUUGCGCCGCCGCCAACUUCGACAUACCAGCCUCCUGAGCUCCCGACUACGACAAGUCAGCCGCCCCUGGAGCCUCCCACCAUUACAGGAUCAUACUCCGCUGAGCCUCCCACCACAAGUAAUGAGCCUCCUGUUCCUCCUACUACCACGAGCGAAGAGCCCGAGCCUCCAACCACCACGACCGAGCCUCCUGUACCCCCCACGACAACAAGUGAAAUCCCCAUACCUCCCACGACAACUAGUCAAGCUCCGGAACCUCCAACCACCACAACACCGCCUCCUGAAACGACUGAAUCUUGCGCACCUGGUGGCACUACCACCGUUACCGAUAAGAUCACUGUCACGGACAAGGUCACGGUGACUGAGAAGGUUACGGAGAAGGUCACGGAGAAGGUCACUGAAAAAGUAACAGUGAUCGAGACCCAGGCCGCGUCAACAGUAACGGAGACAGUGACAAAGGGGACCACUGCAGUCCAGACUCAGCCUGGAGUGACAUUAAUCGAGACUGUUCCCGGGCCAACAAUCAUCGAAACCCAACCAGGAGAGACUGUUAUUCAGACUCAACCAGGAGAGACCGUCAUUCAGACUCAACCAGGAGAGAUUGUUAUUCAGACUCAGCCUGGAGAGACUUUGAUUCAGACGCUACCUCCGGUCACGAUCACUGAGCCUGGAGUUACAAUCACCGAAGACGGGGAAACCGUUACUGUCACUGGGCCUACAGUUACAGAGGCUGGAACGACCAUCACUGAACAAGGACCUACUGUAACACUUCCUAAAGUCACCGUCACUCAGGCAGGAACAACGGUAACCCUUCCUGAGAAGACCGUCACGGAAUCUGGAAGCACUGUUACGGAAGCCGGAACUACCAUCACUGCGCCUAGUGUAACAAUCACCGACACCGUUACCAUUCCUAGAAGCAGAGUGACUGUCACCGAGACUGGAGAAGACGAGACAGUGACAGUACCCAAGACUAUUGUUCAACCCGGUGAAGAAAGAACCAUUGUGCGGACUGUUACUCUUCCUGGUCAGGAAACGGUCGUUACAGUGUCCGGCGAAGAACAAACUAUCACUGUACCUGGAGAGAGGACUGUUGUCACUGUGCCUGAAGAGCAAGCCACGGUGACAGUCGAAUCGGUUGUCACUGAGCGACUGCCUGCAGAGACAUUGACCAUCACCAAGGGUGGACAAACUGUUGUCACAGUGGUCCCAGGCCCAACAACCGUUUACACUACCACCUUCACGAUCGGCCAAACAGUACAGCUUCCUCCAACCACGGUCACUGCCACACCCGGGCGAAUCACUCUGUGCCCCAAGCCUACGGGUAGAUCUGCGCCACUCGACUCCAAAUCUGAUCUCACAUUUGGCUGUGGGCCUGGCUAUGUUUGCAACCCACCAAAGCCAGCAUGGUGUAACGUCUGGGCUGAGCCGCCGGAUGAGGACUAUCUGUGUGAGCCUCAGUACUGUAUCAAGGCUCCUAAGAUCAAGAAGACCAAGUGGCGCAAGAACAAGACCAGUUACUACCCCCGAUCUCCAGGUUAUUUCAACCUGAACCCUGAGGCCUUUGGUCUUUCUUACGACAUCUUCGAAAAGCAAGUUUAUGAGAAGAUCGUCAGCAAGGAGCUCAAGACCUUCACCACUGGGAACUGGGCUUCUCAAACAACAUUGAGCGACUGGCCCGAUGCUACUACUUCAGUAGCAGAGUCUUCUGACUACGCUUCUAGCAACAACCAACGACGCGGAAUGCACAUGUUUGAUACACGGGACGUCACUCCAGCCAUAUGCUACGAUGACUGCGAUGGUGCUUACAAGAUUGCUCUGUCAACAGGCAAGUCGGACAGGCUUUGCCGAAAGGGCUCCUCAUUCCUUGGCAGUUACAGUAUCUGCCGAACAUGUAUCAGUGACAAUACGGAGAAGUCUAAGAAGACUGUCCGAGACUACGUCGAGCCCCAGUUCAGUCAGUUUGUCGAAUAUUGUGAUGGAAAGGAUACCACGAGUGCCACCACAGCUGCUUCUGGUCCCGAAUCCCAGGUUACUGAAACUCCUGAUGUGGAAACAACAGGUCAAGUUGGGGCUACCUCUGGUGGUUUCACUGCUCUUCCUGUUACAUCGGAGGAGUCUGAACCCAAAACGAGUAGUGCUAAAGCCAAGCCUCAGUCGACCACUGAUGCUGCUGAGCCUACAAGUGUCCAAGAAGAGAAUACUACAAAGCAGGCAAAGCCUACGUCUGUUCAGGAGGAAAAGACUACAGAACAACCUGAGCCUACUUCUAACAAUCCCGAGCCUUCAAGCGUCGGCGACGAAAGCACGGAGAUCAUUGAACCCGCUUCCACAGACUUUGAGCCUAGUAAAACGGCAGCCCAAGUAACGACAGAUGCAGCUGGAGCGACCUCGGAUGCAUCAGAACCUACCACGUCUGUUGGAGCUGUUGAAGAGACUUCGGUGCCGGUCGAGACGACCGAGACUGAUACAGCAGCUAAGGAGGCAUCGACCAACGGGUCUGAAAACUCUGAAGCUGGUGAGUCCACAACUUUGUUUGUUCCUACCAAGAGUGUUGUUGUGGCCGUGACAUCGUCGCUUGGUGACUCUGACACUGAUGUGGUUUCUACUGUCACAGAAACAGGAUCUAGAACUGCUCACACCAAGGGAGUCGAGACAGACUCUUCCGAAUCUGCCUCAGAGACUGAUGGUUCCGCCGCGACCGCGACCAGCGGUUCUGAGGCUGCGUCUGAAGCUACUUCCGGAGCUACUUCCGAGGCUGCUUCUGAGGCUGCCACCAAGACUGCCUCAGAGACUGAUGCUUCUGGAACUGUCACAGCGACCACAGUCAAGGUUACAAGUUCUGGCAAGGUGGAUGCUACCGAAACUGCAUCAGAAACAGAAUCGGGAGCUGCCGCAACAGAAACCACAGAAACAGACGCUGCUGGCGCUGCCACUGCUUCAAGCACGACUAAGUCACGUCUCGAGACACGUACUACGACUUCUGGCUCAGAUGAGACUGCAGCACCUUCGAAUGUUGAAGCUGCCGCGUCUCGUUUGACCGCCAGUUUUGCCACUUUCAUCGCCAUUCUGGCGAUGCUAGUGCUCCUCAUUUAA